This is a messenger RNA of Anneissia japonica, 1540 nucleotides long. Its product is annotated as protein rolling stone-like. The transcript is spliced from 3 exons. Bases 14 to 1102 code for a protein of 362 amino acids. Gene Ontology annotation, cellular component: membrane. NCBI's taxonomy places the organism in Eukaryota, Metazoa, Echinodermata, Crinoidea, Comatulida, Comatulidae. The record is from RefSeq and is a predicted model, not a curated record.
UUAGCACGAUGCAAUGGAAAAUAAUAUUAGGCCUACAAAGGUCGGACCUGGCUCUUCAUUCGACAAUAGAAAUUGUCUCAUCAAGCAAAACAUCAACGAUUAUCGGAUGUGCUUGUUUACAUUCUACCAAAUCAUGUUGUUUAUUAAAGCUACUGCUUUUAGUUCCGCCAGAGCUUUUCGUAAGAGCUUCUGGUACCUGAGCAACAGCAGCAGCGUCGUCUGUAAGCAGCUACAACGAUCAACAAUGUGUCGAUCAGAUCGAACGCUCGUAGGCCUGAGUUCAAUCGGAUUUGGAAGGGAGUCACCAAGGAGAUUCGCUGUUCCAUCCUUUAAUUGGGGUUGGCAGCCUGCGUCGUACAUUAUCUAUCGAUGCCUGAUCGCUUUAUACCAGUUAGUGUGGCUGGUGUUGGUACUGAAAGAAUGGGGCACAGAACCUCACUACCGCAUUGCCGAUACAAAAUGGAAGUGGUUUAUUUAUAUAUCCAAUUGGAGUUACCUGUUGCUAACGAUGUAUUUCAUCAUUGCUGCUAUCGCAGUCAUAAUUUAUCAUAAAUAUCGGUCAAAAGAAGUAGAUAACAACAUGAAACUUGUUGAAGGAGGCAUGCAAAGCGACCACAACACAACCCCGGCCCAAACCCUACCGUUCUACUUUUCGUUGACGUGGCUCUUACAAGUGGUGGCCUUCAGUGCUGCUGUGACUGUGACGCUUCUCUUUUGGGUGCUAGUCUACGAUCCCGCGGUAGACACUGUCCAUACUUACGUAGUACAUGUCCACGGCGUCAAUACGCUCCUCGUUCUCAUUGACGUGUUUGCCGUUGCAAACCCAUACCGUCUUAUUCACUUUAUUUAUCCUUCCAUUUAUGCUUCGAUUUACUUUAUUUUUACCGCUAUUUAUUGGGCUGCCGGCGGCCUCAAUGAACAUGGAGAUUCUUAUAUCUAUAAAGGUAAUCUAGAUUGGGAAAAUGAUCCCAGAAGGUCUGUAAUUACCGCCCUUCUUGCUGUGUGUCUAGGGGCUCCUGCUGUACAUAUUCUGCUGUGUUUGCUCUUUAGAAUUAAGAAUUUGGUAUUUAUACGGUGCUGUACAUCGGGUCAGUUUAUUUAGAUUUACAUUACUAUAUUCUUAUUUCUUGCUAUCGUUUGUUACAUAGCAAAAUUUUGAGUGAUCAUAUAGUGUUUUGAAACGAUACUAAAUUUUGAAAUUAGAAAGUUUUGUUGUUGCGUAAUUAUGCACAACUCUUCUUACGAUGUGUUCCGGACGUGAUAGGACCUACCCAACGAUUUCUGUGUGCCAAUAAUAACGUAGGAAAGUUAACCAAUUUGCAUACGGCUUCUGGCGACAUACGAUGCGAUUAAUAUAUGUAAAUAUUUAUAUAUUUUUUAAUUAAAUAUAUAUAUUUAUUUAUGAUUUUUUUUUAAAGAGAGGUAAAAUGGAAUAUUCUAUGGGCCUACAAGAUGUUUAACGUGCAUUAGGAAUGUCAUAGACCUAUGUCUCUAAAUAAGUAAACAGCGUACCUGGCACUUGGUACAAUUAUUUUAAAAA